UCAUGUGACUGACGUCAGCUGACCAGCAGGCGGAGGGCGGAAGCAGAGGAUGGUGGUGUUACUGAGCAGGCUGCCUGCCACAGAGUGUAUUAAGUUUUGUCACAGGGUGGUGGAUGGCCUGUGUGGCAGGGAGCCCCCCCGCAGGUCAGAGCACAGCACCACCUGGAGCCCGGAGGAGUGGCUGCAGCUGCUGGACUCCCUGAGCGCCUUCUACCGCCGGGCAGUGGGCAGCGACAGCUCUGAGGAGGAGGUGCUGGGGGGGCUGGCAGAUGUUGGCAGCAGCCAUGCUGAGGCGGUGCUGAGCGUGCUGAGGGCCAGACGGGAGGAGAUCCACCACGCUCUGCUGGACAGAACCAACUCCAUCUCCUCUGCCACGCUGCAGGACUUCGACUGGCAACUCAAGCUGUCCCUCUCCAGUGAUAAGAUCUCGUCCCUGCACACCCCUCUGCUCAGCCUCAGUCUGGAUGUGAGGGAGGACGCAGCCCUGCGCUCCGUCACCAUGGAGAUGAACCGAGAGGAGUUAAACACACUCAUCAGUUCCCUAGAGGCCGCCAACAAGGUGGUGCUGCAGUUGAAAUGAUGGACAGAUUGUGGAGGAAUCGUCCCACUAAAACCCAGGACUACAGGAAGUCCAGCAGGUGUUUGUCAGGGUGUCAUGAAGUGUGAAAUCGACUCUCUGCCAUGCCGUGUGUUGGAGGCACAAUGACAGUCAUAUACAUGAACAUGUUUAUGAGCAGCAGAACUCUCACUAUUUGUUUUUUAAAUGGACUGUUGCAUCAGUGUUGUAUCAGGAACUUAUCAAAGUACAUUUUUAUUUGCCUUUUCAUAAUGGUAAAUCUUAUUCUAGUGUCCAUUCCAUUUUACAAAUAGUAGAAAGAAGAGUGAAAUGUGCUAACAAUAAAUACCCCAUUAACUUUAUACCAUACAUAUAUCACGUAUACUUAUUUGUGAAGUUUGAAUGUUGAGCAUAUUGAAUGAAAUUUGAGAAUAUGGAAUUAAAGCUUGAAUGUAUAGAAUCAAACAUGAGAAUUGUUCAAGCUAUUCGACGUCCACGACACAGGGCCACGUUUUUUUCUGAUUCAUCUGUACAAAUGUUGCUGCAAGAAAUGUAUUAAAUAAAGUAAAGUAAAAUAACCUAAAUAAAAUAUUUAAAAAAUGGA
Trematomus bernacchii (emerald rockcod) is the source of this 1160-nucleotide messenger RNA. It is a transcript of the gene commd8, whose product is annotated as COMM domain containing 8. The record is from RefSeq and is a predicted model, not a curated record. Bases 50 to 580 code for a protein of 176 amino acids. Lineage: Eukaryota; Metazoa; Chordata; Actinopteri; Perciformes; Nototheniidae. The transcript has 5 exons.